UAAAAACACGGAAUCCCCCAGCUCUUGCGAUUUUCUCAAAGUAAAGAGGCUGGAGUAAUCGCAAAUUAUCUUAUAAGAAUUAAAUGUUUAGAAAUUUUAAUGGACGGAAAUGAGGAGGAACCAUCUUUUAAGAAGACCAAAAUCCAAAAUGUUUCCAAAGAUGACGAAGAUGGAUUGUACACUCGAACAAAACGAGUAGUAAAAGUGAAGCAAUUUUUUCCCUGUCCGGUUUGUGGUGAGGAGUUGACUAGUGAAGAACUGUCUCCUCAUUUAAAUAAUGAAGUAUGCUGGCUUCAGGAUUACACCAAGAAAUUAUUCAAACGCCAUACUUAUUCAUCAUCUCGACGUACUGUUUCUGAAAGUGAUGAUAGAAUAACCCCUUCUACCUCAACUAGUACCGAAGAAAUGACUCAUAAAGAUAUGCGAGAAGCUCUCUUGCAGGUUCGACAAAAUCGACGACAAAGAGUUCGAGGGGCUGCUAGGUGUCCUGUAUGCUUUAAAGCCAUUCCAGGAGAAGAGCGAGACGUUCAGGAACAUGUUGAUUCUUGUCUUGAGCGAAGUACAAGAAGAAACGAAGAAGAAAACGGACAGAUCGUCGUAGAUGAAAGCACUGACGACGAUGAAGAAUUUGAUUCGUAUACGUGGUGUGGACAAACAAGAGUAAGAGCAACAUCAGGAAUGCAUAGCCAUGCAUUUGGUUCCCUAGCAACAAGAGGCAAGAAAGCAACCGAAGAUGAAGAUGCUGUUGUAAAUGUAGAAGAGGUAGAAGAGAAUCAAUACGGGGACACGCAAUACGAUGAGAAAGAUGUUAUUUUACCUAGUCGUUCUAAUAAUGCUGAAGUUCGAGAAGCCUUAGCUAUUCGUUCAGCUUUAGUAGGUCAAAGUCAAGUUGACAUUCCUGAAAGUCGAAAGCGUUGGGAAGAUGUAGGAAUUGAAACUACAGAAAUAGCAGAUGAACAAAAUGGAAAAGAGAAUAAAAUAAGAGAUUGUUGUAAAAUGAUUCAAGAUAAAUUUGAUAUAACAACAAAAAAUUUAGAAAAUUUACAGGGAAACAUCCAGAAAUGCUUAAUAUGCAUGGAACCGUAUCAAAUACCAGUAGUAUCUAUCACAUGUUGGCAUGUUUUCUGUGAGGAAUGCUGGCUUCGUUCCUUAGGAUCCAAGAAAGUUUGCCCUAAAUGCAACGAAAUAACCUCUCCAUCUAAUUUAAGGAAAAUUUAUUUAUGA
Messenger RNA from Dimorphilus gyrociliatus, 1224 nucleotides. NCBI's taxonomy places the organism in Eukaryota, Metazoa, Annelida, Polychaeta, Dinophilidae. The record is from the annotation of a GenBank genome assembly.